CCAAAUUCCUCUUCUUCUUCUUCGUGGCAACAAAUCAAAGAGAGAGAGAGAGAAUUUGAUAGUGUUUUCGUAAGCCCUGGGCUGUGUCAACUGGGUAUUUGAGAACUCAAGUUUCCAUUUUUUCAAUUUUUAAAACCAUUUCCAUUGCUUGUCGCAAUCUCAAAUCGCAAAUAUAAAGUUCAAGCCAGUCAAAUCAAUCCUACCCAGAUAUUUUUGAUUGGGUAUUACCAGAUUCCUAUCUUCAAUGAACCACGAGACGCAGACGACGCCGACAAUUCACAAUCCAAAUCCGAUCUUGCUAUUUAUCCCCAAUCUGUUCUAGAUAUAUAUACAAAUUUAGCCUGUACGAUGGGAGGGAUGUGUUCGAGUGGCAUAUCGAAGGAUGAGCCAGCAGAAGUUUUGCCGGUUAAGAGCUCAAAUCUGUCUAGAAAGAUCAAAUCCAUAAGAAGUUUUGGCGAACGUAAAAGGGCUGAUGCCCAUUGCUAUCCGGAUGCUGAUGAUCAUCAUGUCUUUGAUAACAAAUCUGAACAAAACUUUGAUUCUGGGGAGAUUCAUUUCUCCAUUUCCCGUGAGCUAAAGCCAUCAACUCCUGUUAGAAAUGGUCCUGUUAAGGUUACCCAAUCAAACUCUCUUAUAGGAAGAGCUGGAAUUGCUGGGCUUGAGAAGGCAGUGGAAGUGCUGGAUACACUUGGAAGCAGUGUCUCGAAUUUGAAUAAUAGUGGAUUUAUUUCUGGAAUGGGAUCAAGAGGGAAUAGGAUAUCUAUUUUGGCGUUUGAAAUUGCAAAUACAAUUGCUAAAGGUGCGAAUUUGUUGAAAUCCCUUUCAGAAGAAAACAUUCAGAUCUUGAAGAAGGAGAUUUUAAGGUCAGAACAAGUUCAACAAUUGGUCUCUAAAGACAUCAAUGAACUUCUUACCAUUGCUGCUGCUGACAAAAGAGAGGAAUUUGGUGUAUUCUCGAGAGAAGUAAUUAGGUUUGGCGAUCUAUGUAAAGAUCCACAAUGGCACAACCUUGACCGAUUCUUUUCAAGAUUGGAUUCUGAGCAAGUCUACCAUAAACAGCAACUGGAAGAGGCAGAAAGGAUAAUGCUACAAUUGACUACUUUAGCUCAUCAGACAUCUGAAUUAUACCAUGAGCUGAAUGCUUUUGAUAGAUGCGAACAAGAUUUUAAACGGAAGCUUGAAGAAGUGGCAUCGUUAAAUCUUCCACGAAGAGGAGAGGAUGUCUUGAUAUUACAAAGCGAACUAAAACAUCAAAAGAAAGUUGUUAGGAGCUUGAAGAAGAAAUCUCUUUGGGGUAAAACCUAUGAGGAGGUUGUGGAGAAGCUUGUUGAUAUUGUGACGUUUAUACAUCAGCAGAUCACAGAAGCAUUUGAAGAUAAUGGAGGAGGAUCAGCACAAGUGGGAAAGGUGCAGUCUAAACAGCCUGAAAGGCUUGGUCCAGCUGGUCUUGCACUCCAUUAUGCUAAUAUUAUUAACCAGAUAGACAACAUAGCAUCACGACCAAUGUCGCUUCCUCCUAAUGUGAGAGACACAUUAUAUCAAGGCCUACCAAACAGUGUCAAGUCUUCUUUACGUUCAGAGGUCCUGGGAGUUGGCAGUGAUGGCGAUCUUACUGUCGCACAAAUCAAAGGUGAAAUGGAGAAAACUCUUAAAUGGCUUGGCCCAAUUGCUACAAACACAACCAAGUCACAUCAAGGUUUCGGAUGGGUGGGCGAGUGGGCAAACACUAGUAACGAGCUUAAAACCGUGAUUCGGCUCCAAACAUUUUAUCACGCCGACAAGCAGAAAAUGGACCGUCAUGUAUUGGAACUGUCGAAAUGGCUUCACCAACUAAUCUUAACAAGGCAAAGGGAGAAUGGGGUCAGAACCCAAACAAUUAGGUCAUCUCCGACAAAAAAGGGAACGAAUUUACAGGUUUCACCAUCGAGUGGUCAUCAUCAGCUGUCUGAAGAAGAUAGAAGCUUGUUGGAAGAGGUAAUGAGAAGGAAAAGUGUUGUGACUGGUAAGAGCAAAAGUCAGGAAUUGGGUUUGGUUGUGAAACAACAGAGGCGAGCUAACAAGGUCUGGGCGCUGAGUCGGAGCACUGGGAGUUCACCCACACGGUCGUUGUUGUUGACUCAUCGUGAAAGUGAUCUUUUGGAUGUGUUGGAUGGAUUGGAUACUUAGAUUCUUAAAAGGAAGGUGGCAUAGAAAAGAAAAAUAAAAAAAAUUGUAUUGAUUUGAUUACUCUUGCCAUCAUUUUUUGUUGUUGCUAUGUGAAUGUACUAUUUGGUACUAUUUUGUAAAUAUAUCUAGUGUGGAAUUAUUAUUGGAGAAGAUGAUAUAUAUGUCCCUUAAUCUA
This is a messenger RNA of Impatiens glandulifera, 2341 nucleotides long. RefSeq names its product protein PSK SIMULATOR 2-like. Gene Ontology annotation, biological process: positive regulation of growth. NCBI's taxonomy places the organism in Eukaryota, Viridiplantae, Streptophyta, Magnoliopsida, Ericales, Balsaminaceae. The record is from RefSeq and is a predicted model, not a curated record. Bases 349 to 2166 code for a protein of 605 amino acids. The transcript has 13 exons.